UAUGUAUUGGCUUUGAAUAGCGAUCACCAGAUAUACGGCUGGGGGUUAUGUCAGACUCCCAAUGGAGACACCUAUAAUAAACCGCACAAAAUAUUACUCAAUAAUGAUAUUGAAUUGAAAAUUGAAAAAAUAUCAUGUAUUUGGGAGACAGCUCUGGCUCUGACAUCCGAUGGACAGAUGUGGUUCAAAGUAAUGUACAAAACAUUGGAAAAUAUAGGAUCCGGUGGUUUUGGAGUUGUAAAUAAAGUGGAGUAUAAACAGACGGGCAAAAUAUAUGCGCGUAAAGAAUGCUUACUACUAAAUUUAGAAGAAGAUCAAAAUAGGAAUUUAUGUGACUUCGGUUUGUCUAAACUCGUGGAUGUAUUGAAUGAUGAAUACAAACAAAGUAGUGUUGAAAAUACCGAUAUUUCCAAAAACAAUGUUAAUUAUAUGGCACCCGAAGCCCAGUCGGGAACUAAUUAUAACCAUUUAGUAGAUGUCUAUAGUCUGGCACUCAUUGGAGCGAAAAUAUUUGGUUUCGAGACCAGAGAUAUCAGAGACGGAGUGUAUAUCGAAAUUUAAGUUUGAAAGUAUUGAUAACAUUGAACUCCAGAAUAAAAUGGUUGAAAUGUACAAAUUAUUGCUAUCAAUGAGUGUUAAUAAAUAUACAGAGAAUUGUGCGGAAAGUGAGGAUAUAUGGAAACAAAGGCCCGAAUGUGGAGUCAUU
Medioppia subpectinata is the source of this 706-nucleotide messenger RNA. NCBI's taxonomy places the organism in Eukaryota, Metazoa, Arthropoda, Arachnida, Sarcoptiformes, Oppiidae. The record is from the annotation of a GenBank genome assembly.